Molecule: messenger RNA, 336 nt
Organism: Opisthorchis viverrini
Lineage: Eukaryota; Metazoa; Platyhelminthes; Trematoda; Opisthorchiida; Opisthorchiidae
Exons: 1
Coding region: 1-336 (111 amino acids)
Source: RefSeq, a predicted model, not a curated record
AUGGAGUACGGCACUGUGCGGAAGGGAGUGAUUGGACGGGCUAGUCGGAUUGCGACCGCUUCAGCUGUUGACCGGAUUCAUAUACCAGUAAACCGAGAGACGAAAUGGGAAGCUGAAUUUGUGAAGAGAAGGAUUCUGUGGACAGCGGAGGCCGUCGAAUUCGCUCAACCUAACGUCCCGUUGUUUGCUCAUAAACGGUCUGCAGUUUACGUCUGCUAUUCAUUCAUGCAUGUUAAGACCGGUCAGCUAUUGUUACCAUUGCUAUAUCUCGAAGAGGAACUCAGCGGCGGUGGCCUCAUGACCUGGUUUGGCCCUAUCUGGGCCUGUUCGCAGUAG